CGUCCGUUGGAAAUGAUGUGAGGCACGUAUGCUUUCGGAGCUUUAUUUAUUUGAAAAACAUUUAAAAACAAAUAAAAAGUCAAAUAUUUUGAUUUUGAUAAGAGAUUCAUGGGCAUUGAGGAUGAUGUGAUGAGACAACAAGAAAAAAAGAUAAAAUUUGACGACACACGAUUUCUAAGUUAAAGAACGGCGAAAGAUGUUUCAUCACUUAGUUGUCAGUAGCACUUUGGAAAUUAUAGUAAUCAUUUAAUCAAAUGUUCCACGUAAACUCAUAAUUGAGCUUGCGACAAAAGUAAAGAGAAAAAAAAAUUAUCAAACAAGUGUUUUCUGUUUGAAUGUAAAAUUAAUACAUACAAUACUUGAUGUGAGACGUAUUUUUGUCACAAAAAAAAAUUAAAAUUUUCAACACAAAGCAAGGAUGAGCUCCAUCGCUCUUUCAUCACAUCCACACAAAAGCGAUGACGAGAAUCAUCACAUCAUCGUUGCAAAAGUCACGGCCAUGGCAGUGCUCUUUUCCGUAUCAACGCUGUGUGGCUUGGCACCGUUCAAACUCUCGCAAUGGUUUCACUGGUCACAGAAGGACACAAAAUCCAGUGGAAUUGUGAUGCCUAUGUUACUGAGUUUCGGUGGAGGCGUCUUGUUGUCGACGACAUUUUGUCACUUGCUGCCCGAUGUACACGAAAAUGUGAGAAAUUUGACUGAACGAGGUCUCUUGCCACAUUUGAAAUUUGAUCUCGCGCCACUUUUGAUGGCUGGCGGAUUUUUUAUGGUUUAUUUCAUUGAAGAGACUGUGCAUUGGUAUAUGCAUCGGAGAGAGCAUCGCAUGGAAAAAGCUGAUGCUGAAGAGGCUUUCAAACGGGGCCGAUCUACACGUAACAGUAUUUGUAAUGGAGCAAAUGGGAAAGAAAAUCUCGAAAAUGGAACGGAACCAAUAACGAUAAAUGUGAUGGAAGCUCUUCCUGUGAUUCAUGAAAAACAUCAACACACACAUUUGCCGCAAGAUGAAGACUCGUUUCAAGCAAAUAUGCGAGGAUUGUUGAUUGUGCUCGCAUUGUCGAUUCACGAGCUGUUCGAAGGUUUGGCAGUGGGACUCGAGAGUAGUUCAUCGACUGUGUGGUACAUGUUUGGAGCUGUAUCGGCACACAAGUAUGUCAUUGCGUUCUGCAUUGGGGUCGAAUUGGUGGUGAAUAAGACAAAAACGUGGCUCGGGAUCACGUACAUCUUGAUUUACUCCUUUGUGAGUGCUUUGGGCAUCGGAAUCGGAAUUAUUUUGGUGAAUGGCACGAAUGCCGAUGACAUGGAAGUUCCUUCGGCCAUUUUGCAAGGAUUGGCAGCAGGAACUUUACUCUUUGUCGUGUUCUUUGAAAUUUUGUGCAAAGACAAGUCGGGAUUGCCACAAUUUUUAGCAGUUCUCGUGGGUUUUGGAACUAUUUUUGCGAUACAAGUUUUGACUGAACCUAAGAUGGAAACUCCAAUAUUAAAAGUUGGCCAAUGAACUUUUAAAGCCCCAGAAACUCCAAAAAGGUUGUUAAUAGAAAAUAAACUGAUGAAUUUUAUGCACUUAAUUAACAUGAUUGACUUUAUUUUUUUUUAAUUAUCAAGAAUUUGUA
Culicoides brevitarsis is the source of this 1610-nucleotide messenger RNA. RefSeq names its product zinc transporter ZIP3-like. The transcript is spliced from 2 exons. Gene Ontology annotation, cellular component: plasma membrane. The coding region runs from base 419 to 1495 and encodes 358 amino acids. NCBI's taxonomy places the organism in Eukaryota, Metazoa, Arthropoda, Insecta, Diptera, Ceratopogonidae. Gene Ontology annotation, biological process: zinc ion transmembrane transport. The record is from RefSeq and is a predicted model, not a curated record. Gene Ontology annotation, molecular function: zinc ion transmembrane transporter activity.